GCGGGGCCGGUGGGCGAAGGUUGCUUGGCAAGAGCGUUUGGCGCGGUGCUUGGGACGCAGUGGGUACUGGAUUGUGUCCUCCAGACCCCCGGCUGGGCUGGGAACGCAAGCCGCGUCCCUUCGCGUGCACCUUACCGGCCUGCCGUCUGGGACCUUGUACCGAGCCGCCUGGAGCCUUCUCGUUCCUCCCACCCCCAGUUCCGAUACUCGCCCUCAGCCCAGCCCAGGAGGGCCAGGCCUGCUCUGUCCCCGUCCCUAUCCGACCCCGGGCACAGGCCCUUGAAAUCAGCCCUUCCCACUUUCCCGGCCCAGGCCGGCCCAGGGCCCCGAAGCCCACCCACCAACGCCUGUAGCAGCCGCUCUUGCCCUCUCUGGUCCGUGGUAGUGUUGGUUACCAUGGUGAAGCUGGCAGCCAAAUGCAUCCUGGCAGGAGACCCGACAGUGGGCAAGACGGCCCUGGCACAGAUCUUCCGCAGCGAUGGAGCCCAUUUCCAGAAGAACUACACCUUGACAACAGGGGUGGAUUUGGUGGUGAAGACGGUGCCAGUUUCUGACACAGGCGACAGUGUGGAACUCUUCAUUUUUGACUCUGCCGGCAAGGAGCUGUUUUCUGAAAUGCUGGACAAAUUGUGGGAGAGUCCUAACGUCUUAUGUCUUGUCUAUGAUGUGACCAGCGAGCAGUCCUUCAACAGCUGCAGCAAGUGGCUGGAGAAGGCUCGGUCUCAGAUUCCGGGCACCUCCCUCCCAGGUGUUUUAGUGGGGAAUAAGGCAGACCUGGCCGGCAGGCGAGCCGUGGACUCCGCUCAGGCCCAGGCGUGGGCGCUGGGCCAAGGCCUGGAAUAUUUUGAAACUUCUGUGAAGGAGAUGGAAAACUAUGAAGCGCCUUUCCACUGUCUGGCCAAGCAGUUCCACCACCUGUACCGGGAGAAGGUGGAAGUUUUCCAGGCGUUGGUGUGAUGGUGGUGGUGGAUUGUUCAGCACAAUGGGGCAGUGAGUGCCACUGUGGACCUGGCAGUGGGCUCUGUCUCCUUGGAAGAGGAAAGAACAUGGAAUUGCCUCUGUACUUCCAAUAUAUUAUGACAGCUUUAAAUAAAAUUAGGAAAAAAUGUG
Molecule: messenger RNA, 1110 nt
Organism: Otolemur garnettii (small-eared galago)
Lineage: Eukaryota; Metazoa; Chordata; Mammalia; Primates; Galagidae
Gene: IFT27
Product: intraflagellar transport 27
Exons: 7
Coding region: 397-957 (186 amino acids)
Biological process (GO): intraciliary transport
Cellular component (GO): Golgi apparatus
Molecular function (GO): GTPase activity; GTP binding
Source: RefSeq, a predicted model, not a curated record